This is a messenger RNA of Drosophila eugracilis, 1609 nucleotides long. RefSeq names its product bifunctional peptidase and arginyl-hydroxylase JMJD5 (gene JMJD5). Bases 320 to 1519 code for a protein of 399 amino acids. Gene Ontology annotation, cellular component: nucleus. The record is from RefSeq and is a predicted model, not a curated record. The transcript is spliced from 2 exons. Gene Ontology annotation, molecular function: histone H3K36 demethylase activity. Lineage: Eukaryota; Metazoa; Arthropoda; Insecta; Diptera; Drosophilidae.
GUGACACUUUAGUGCAGGCAAAUCCAUUGUGGGGCUUUCGCGGCCCAACUCCGCCCAUAAAAGCUUGAGACUUACUUAAAUUCCAUGUCAGUGCAAAAUAGAACAGCGUCAUGAGAGGACCGAAUGUAACAUUUAAAAACCAAACUGUUUUUCCAUACUUAGCAGUUUUAAUAAGUUAUAUUUAAUUUAAUUGUUUUUAUUGUUUAAGCCGUUAAAAAUCGAUUAGAAUAUCAAUUAUCGAUAUACAAUUUAUGAAAUAAAUCUGGCAACUCAACGACGAUGUAAGCAAAUUAGUAAACAAAUAAAGGUUCAUGAACAUAUGGAUCCAGAGUUUCUUGAUCUAACGAAAUUAUUUCCUCGUUGGGCAGAUAUAGAAAAUGUGGUCCAGAAUGAAGUCGAGGCACGCUAUAUACUCAAAAGAGCCACCGAAUUCAUGGAAAAUUUCCGUUUUAGAGAAGAUUCCAGUGAAGAGGAUAUUGGCUACCUUAUAAGUGCUUUGGUGGACAGAUACUGGGAACGAAUACACACGGGUCACUUUAGCAAUGUGCCUUUGGUUACAAGGAAGAUAUAUUCUAUAGGUUGUUACUUUAAGAUAUACUUCUUACUCCUGGAGAGCACAAACCCUGGUCAGAAAGAGCUGUGUAGUGGGAUUUUGGAUGAGGCUCAGCUAUUGGGCUGCAUGGAAAAUUGGAGUGAGCUGAAGGAGGCCUUAGUAGAUUACUUGGAUAAGGACAGACCAGAAGAUCCCGAAACCUUACCCAUUUUAGAGCCCUUGCCCCGAAUAUCCUGUACUUGCAAUAUACUUCAACUGGAAGCUCCCAGUCUGGAAGAGUUUCAAACAAAGUGCUUUCAGGCAGAACAGCCAUCACUCCUUCUGAACACCAUUCAGCAUUGGCCAGCUCUGGAUAAGUGGUUGGAUCUCAAUUACCUUCUCCAAGUGGCAGGAAAUCGCACUGUGCCCAUAGAAAUAGGUUCAAAUUAUGCCAGCGAUGAGUGGUCACAGCAGCUGGUGAAAAUCCGCGAUUUUCUACGCAGGCAAUUCGGAAAACAAGACAAUAAUUCAAGCCAUGAUAUUGAAUACCUCGCCCAGCACGAACUCUUUUCCCAGAUCCCAGCUCUUAAAAGAGAUAUUUCAGUUCCUGACUACUGUUCUAUAAGCAAAGAUGAUCCCCCGGGAGUUGUGGACAUUAAAGCCUGGUUGGGACCAGCUGGAACCAUUUCACCCAUGCACUACGAUCCCAAGCAUAACUUACUGUGCCAAGUUUUCGGCUACAAAAAAAUAAUAUUAGCUGCUCCUGAAGACACCAAGUACCUUUAUCCCCACCAUAACGAGUUCCUUGCUAAUACAUCCCAAAUAGACGCUGCACAUUUGGAUCUGGAGACCUAUCCUUUGUUGGGAAAGGUAAAAUUUUACGAGUUGCUGCUUCAACCUGGCGACUGUCUAUACAUGCCACCCAAAUGGUGGCACUAUGUGAGAUCUGAGUCCCCUAGCUUUUCAGUAAGUUUUUGGUGGGAGUAAUAACAUUUUUUAAAUAGUAAUUAUAGUUUUAACUUUGAUUAUCACUUUUCUUCUUUUAGUACUUGAAAAUAAAUGUUUAGCAAAGUCUUA